Molecule: messenger RNA, 2857 nt
Organism: Gasterosteus aculeatus aculeatus (three-spined stickleback)
Lineage: Eukaryota; Metazoa; Chordata; Actinopteri; Perciformes; Gasterosteidae
Gene: slc26a6.1
Product: solute carrier family 26 member 6, tandem duplicate 1
Biological process (GO): sulfate transmembrane transport
Cellular component (GO): membrane
Molecular function (GO): secondary active sulfate transmembrane transporter activity
Source: RefSeq, a predicted model, not a curated record
CAGACACGCACACUGUUGCACAUGUCAACUGUGUACUUGUACUUUCGCAGCCUUUCGCUCAGCCGCUCUCUCUCUCUCUCUCUCUCUCUCGGCCGCGGCUUGUUUUGUGACUACAUAGUUGCUGCUGCGCCGUGGUCUUUGUCAUGUAACUUCAUCCACACGGUUUACACACAAAAAGAAAAGUGCAUGAGACACAUUUGACACACACGCGCGCACACAGUAUUGGGACGAUAACAAAGGGAGACUUGACUGUGCUGCCAGUAAUCUUUGACGUUGAUUACAGAUGGACAGCGUUGACCAAAAUGCCUUUCCUCACAACAGGCCACCUCACCAGGCUGUCGCCCUGGACGAAGCACAGCUGGACGUCCUCGGGCAACGGGCACAGCAGCAGUCCCCGUCCUUUUUGGAGAGGGUGAAGGCACAAUGUUGUUGUUCCGGCCCCCGGUUGAAGAGCUCGCUGCUCGGUUUAUUUCCUGUGCUGUCAUGGCUGCCUCGCUACUCCAUCAGGGAGAACGCCGUCGGGGACCUGGUGUCUGGAAUCAGUGUUGGGAUCAUACAGCUGCCACAAGGUAUGGCCAACGCCAUGUUGGUGGGAGUUCCUCCAGUCUUUGGUCUCUACAGCUCUCUCUAUCCUCUGAUCAUCUACUUCAUCUUCGGCACCUCCAGACACCUCUCCAUUGGUACUUUUGCCAUCCUGGCCAUCAUGAUUGGCUCUGUGACCGCUAAAGUGGAGUUGCUCCACAUUGGUGAUGAACAGGUUGACGUGGAAGCAGCCAAAGUGAACGUGGCGGUACAGCUCACUUUCCUCUGUGGCCUCAUACAGCUCCUAAUGUACCUGCUGCGUGGAGGAGGUGUGGGUCGCUGGCUGUCGGAUCCUGUAAUCAGAGGCUACACCACAGCAGCAGGUCUGCACGUGAUGAUCCUGCAGCUGCCACUUAUGACUGGGAUACCUGCGCAGAGACACACGGGACUGCUGCCUUCAGUUUGGACGUUAAAUGAUGUCUUGCACGGAGUGACCAGUGCUGUACCGGGAGCGUUGUCGGUCUCCAGUGUUUCCAUGGUGAUACUCAUCGGAGGCAAGAUACUGAAUGAGCGCUUUAAGAACAAGCUGCCUGUUGCCGUACCAUGGGAACUUAUACUGAUUGUCCUGGGCACCAUCCUGUCAGUGCAGAUGGAUCUGGUUGGACAGCACAAAGUCCAGGUGGUGGGACACAUACCCAGUGGCCUGUCUCCCCCAGUCCUUCCCUCCCUCUCUCAGGCCACACAGCUGUUCGUUCCCGCUCUGUCAGUGGCUCUGGUCGGCUUCAGCUUCCUCUCGGCGUUGGGCUCGGUGUUUGCCAACAAACAUGGCUACCACGUGGACAGCAGUCAGGACCUGCUGGCUCUGGGUCUGUGUAACACCAUAGGAGGAAUGUUCCAGUGCUUCGCUGUCAGCUGCUCCUUCUCUCGCAGUAUGGUCCAGGACAGCACUGGUGUCAAAUCACAGGUGGCCGGAUUGCUAUCCGCUCUGAUGAUGCUCACCAUCCUGCUAAAGAUCGGUCAUCUCUUUGAACAGCUGCCAAAGGCGGUGUUGGCAGUGAUCAUAGUGGUGAACCUGCAAGGGUUGAUGGCUCAGUUCAAAGAUCUGUGUCUGCUCUGGAAGUGUGACAGAUUAGACCUGCUGGUGUGGGUAGCCUCGCUGAUCUCCACGCUGGUCUUUAACCUGGACCUGGGUCUGGCCGUGGCCGUCAUCUUCUCUCUACUCACACUCAUCUACAGGACACAACACUCCUCCACUGUUGUUUUGGGUCGUAUUCCUGGUACCGACUGUUACAGAGAUGUGGUACUCUACACAAAGGCAAAGCCAGUUGCUGGGGUGACGAUACUCUCCUAUUCAAGUCCGAUUUACUUUGCCAACUCUGAACUGGUCUUCACACAGAUCAGACAGACGGUGAGUCGUGAUCAGAAGAAAAACCCAGCUGGAGUACACACCUCCUCUUCUUCCUCCUCCUCCUCCUCCUCUUCCUCUUCAGGACACACGUGGAGACACACGCAUAGCCUGGUUCUAGAUCUCAGCUCAGUCACCUUCAUGGACUCAGUGGCCAUGCUGGCACUUUGCAAGGUUGCAGAGGACUUGGAUGUCCAAGGUGUCGGUGUUUUUCUGGCAGCGUGCCCAGAGAGAAUCUUAUCUCAGCUGCAGACUCAGGGUUGUAAAGCAGACAGCCUGUCCACCCUGUGUCUCUCCCCAUCGGUCCAUCAUGCUGUCCAGCGCUGCCUGAGCACCCUGCCAAGGCCUCUGGAGGAAAUCAUACCAGAUGCAACUGAAUGUUGAACCUGCAUGGCCGCUGCUUUUACAGAAGAGUUACGUCACAUCAAUGUAUCAGAGGGUGAUGGUAAACCUCUAAGAUGGCAGAACAGGACAAUCACUGUUCAUUUUGUUUUGAAAGUAAGACAUUAAAACCUUUCCAUCGUGUAUAGGCAUUCACUUUUAACACAUUCCUAGACAAUAAAUGUAUAUGUUUUAGGAUUUGCAUCAUUUUUGGUAAAGUAUUUUUGACUCGAUUAGAUGCUUAAUUCAAAUUCAAACUGUUUUGAUCCAUCAAUCUCUGGGUCAGAGGUCCAACCUGCUUUGAAAGGACUCUUGCCGUAGCAGGCUAACAACAUAUGUAUAGGAUGAAAUUGAUUGUUGUGCCAUUCUAUUUAGUAUUCUAUUUGAUAUACCAAGGCCCCAAACGAUAAAUCGAAAAAAGCGUUUAAAACAGGUAUGAAUUCAUUGGCCCCUAAAGUGGUACAUUGAAUCUGUGCAAACUGUUAAUAUUUUGCUCAGCCAACAUAACAUAGUUACACAUUUACAAAAAGUAAAUCUACAUACCACAGA